Pecten maximus is the source of this 2828-nucleotide messenger RNA. RefSeq lists its product as uncharacterized. The record is from RefSeq and is a predicted model, not a curated record. NCBI's taxonomy places the organism in Eukaryota, Metazoa, Mollusca, Bivalvia, Pectinida, Pectinidae. The transcript is spliced from 3 exons. The coding region runs from base 912 to 2339 and encodes 475 amino acids.
UGAUUCCUGUCAGGGCCCCUUGGCAGGAAUGUGUUUUUCCCUGGUCUUUCACAGGUUUAUAUGUACUAAUAUUCAUAAAAGAGGAAUUUUCAAAUUUGUAUUUUUGACUAUCAUAUUGUAUCUAUUUUUCUAAUUAUGCAUAGGUGGUGCAGUUCCAAAGCGAUAUCAGGUGCAUGAAUUAGAAGAAAAUUUACCUGUGCCAAAAUCGACUCGUUACAUGUGGCAGCUGAAUGAAAAUCGACAAAAGGCUAUCUCGAGAGAAGGCAAUGACACUACUCGUCCUCUUGAACAAACUGAAAACAUGACUGCAACCACAACAAUGACUGAUCAUGAAAUAGAGGAAUCCCAUUUGACUGAGGGAGAAAACUUCUUAGUCCUAGCGAAUACACAGGAUGAAGUUGAAGAAACUGUUGUUUUUGAAAAUAUGGAUGCUGAAUUAGUAGAGCCCGAAACAUAUAACGCCAAUCUUGAUGUAGUUGACAUGGAUAUAGAGAGUGAUUUAGAUGUGUCUUCAGUAUUUUCAGAAAGUAGUAGUGACCUGGAUGAACAAAGUUCUGAUGGAGUUGAACAAGACAGUUUCCAACAUCUAGCUAGUCCUCCACUCUAUAUAACUCCACCCUCAGAAACAGUGACGAAUGCAAGGCUUACAUACUUUGAACAUUUGUUGACUGAACUUAAAAAGACGGCUGACCAGACAAGUAUUUUAGACAUAACCACUGGAUCAGAAUACUUAAAACUGAAAUGUGAUGGACAAUUUUUGGAUCAUAAAUGUCAAAACAAUAUCACUAUGAGCUGGAACACAGAUGGAAUUCCACUUUUAAAUCAUCAAGUGUGUCCCUUUGGCCUGUAUAUUUGACGAUGAAGGAGUUGAGGUGAAUGGAGAAGUCUGAUCACUGCUACUCACAGGUACAAUGGACUUACAAGAAAGGGCUUAUGUACUGAAUAUGACCCAGCACAAUGGGAAGUAUGGAUGCCUCUACUGUCUGGAAGAAGGUACGUCUGUUGUUUCUGGAAAAGGACACUGUAGGAGUUACCCAUACAGAAGUCAGCCAACGAGAACUUCCCAGGAUAUCCGUCAAGCUGUUGAGGAGGAGGCUGUUGCUACAGAAAAACCAUGUCAAGGCUUUUUUGGCAAAUGUGUACUGAAUUGUUUACCAUUGUAUUCUGUAGAGAAACAUAUAGUCAUUGACUAUAUGCAUGGUAUUCUCCUCGGAAUCGUUAAAAAGCUACUAAGUCUAUGGUUCGAUGGAAACAAUUAUAAAGAGGAAUUCUUUAUUGGUCACAAACUUGAUGAAGUAGACAAGCUACUGAAGAAGAUCAAACCACCUUACGUAAUAUCGCGUCUCCCUAGGAAGCUUAAAAACAACUAUCAGAAAUGGAAACCUUCUGAGCUCCGCUCUUGGCUGCUACAUUAUAGUCUUCCCUGUUUAUCAGGCAUUCUACCAGCUGUGUUCUUGGAACAUUACUCCUGUCUUGUAGAAGGUAUAUACACACUACUCCAGGAAAACAUUUCAUUGCCAAAAAAAGAAAGAGCUGAACAUCUUCUUUGCACAUUCUACCAGCAUGCAUCAGCUAUAUAUGGAGACCAUUUCCUGGGCAUGAAUGUGCAUAAUGUGAAACACUACACUACCUGUGUGAAGAUGUGGGGCCCACUUUGGGCCUACUCCUGCUUUGGGUAUGAGUCAUGCAAUGGUGACAUCUUAAAAAGUGUUCAUGGGAAAGGAAAUGUGUGUGCUCAGAUCUUCUGGGCAAUGCAAGCUCAAAAAAUGUUGGAAAAACAAACACAUGUUUUGCCAAAAGGGGAACUUCGUUCCUUUUUACAAAAACUCACUACAGGAGGUACGAAACGUAUGCCAGCAACAACACCAGCCUAUAAAUGUGAUGUGGUCCCUCCUGUACUUGAUUUGCAUGUCAUACAUAAUUCAAUCCAACAGCAGUUGAAAGUCUUUGACCAAACUAUUGACAUGCAAGACCUUGGUAAGGUAAAAAAAUUGGUUAAGAAUGAGACCAUAUUUUACUGCCAGCAAAUAUCAAGGGUGAGACGAAGGAAUUCCUAUAUGGUAAUGCUAGACAAGCCCUUGGAUGAUGGCUCAAAUAUACUCAGUGUAGAUUACUACAUUUUGGACAGAAGGAGAUUAAAAGUAUUUGCUGCAGGAGCAGUGUAUACUGAAGUUAGAACAGUCAUCCCUGGAAGGGUACCACACAUACAACAGAUUAGAAAACAGAGGGAUAAUGUGGCUGUGCCAGCUCACUGGAUGAAAGAACUUCUUGUGUUCAUAAACCUGAAAGAAGAUCAUGCAUAUGUCUCCAGAUUUCCCAACCUUGUGGAGAGAGACUGAGAUGGACCACACAUUUCUUGAUAGUGACACACUAGCUGCAAUCACUCUGACUGAAUAUCCUUCAUCAUGAUCACUGUUGCAUGGAAAACUAAUAUAAACUGAAUCGAGAAUCCAAAAGGAACAUUUAUCAUUGAUGUACAUACAUGUAGUUAGUUUCUAGUUAUAAUUAACAUUUCCAUUAAAUUGUUAGUCUGAACAAAAAUGACUGACUUGGGAACAAUAUUGUCGCCCUCUUGGACUUGUUAUAUGGAGAAACAACCUAUAAUUUGAUUACCAUGACAACACAAUACCUGUCUUCAAUGGUUGAUCGUAAUUUAGAUAUUGUUAAAAAUAUAUACAGUUGUAUAUUUUUACAUUAAAAUUCUGUUUAAAGAUUUCUUCCAUUAAAACAAUAAGAGAAAUCAAAGAUGGUUGUUUUUAUGUAUAAUUCAGUUCUAUAAGGUUGGUGAAGUCUUAACCUAAAUUUUUCUAAGUCCUUAUUUCCACAGG